Heteronotia binoei (common prickly gecko) is the source of this 2118-nucleotide messenger RNA. It is a transcript of the gene SLC34A2, whose product is annotated as solute carrier family 34 member 2. Gene Ontology annotation, molecular function: sodium:phosphate symporter activity. Gene Ontology annotation, cellular component: vesicle; brush border; apical plasma membrane. The transcript has 13 exons. The record is from RefSeq and is a predicted model, not a curated record. The coding region runs from base 78 to 2090 and encodes 670 amino acids. Gene Ontology annotation, biological process: sodium-dependent phosphate transport; intracellular phosphate ion homeostasis. NCBI's taxonomy places the organism in Eukaryota, Metazoa, Chordata, Lepidosauria, Squamata, Gekkonidae.
CUCUCUCUAUAUAUAUUGUAGCUCCGGGCUGGGUACCUGCUUGAAUCCUGCAUUGUCUGGGAAGGAAGCUGCAGAGGAUGGCUCCGUGGCCUGAACUCGAGGAGGCCAAUAAGUAUAUCAAAGAACCCUGUUUCCAACAAAAUCAAAUUAUGCCCCCCAAAGAGGAGAAAAAUCCAAAAGGUGGGGCAGUUUCUUUAGGGAACCAGAUGGAACUUUUGCCUGCAUACUCCACUAUUGCCUUGACGGCUGACCAAGACCUCAAAGAUGAAGUGGACCCGUGGGAUAUGCCGGUGCUCCAGGACACCGGAGUCAAGUGGUCAGAACUGGAUGGGAAAGGCAAAGUGCUGUGUGUGUUAAAAGGCAUAGGGAAGUUUAUUCUCUUGCUUGGACUCCUCUACUUUUUCGUCUGCUCCUUGGAUGUCCUCAGCUCAGCCUUCCAGUUAGUAGGAGGCAAAGCUGCAGGAGACAUUUUCAAAGAUAAUUCCGUGUUAUCCAACCCUGUUGCGGGCCUCGUGAUCGGUGUUCUGGUGACGGUCAUGGUCCAGAGCUCUAGCACCUCCUCCUCCAUCAUCGUCAGCAUGGUGGCCUCCUCCCUACUGGAAGUUCAGCUCGCAAUUCCAAUCAUCAUGGGAGCCAAUAUUGGAACCUCGGUCACCAACACGGUUGUGGCGCUCAUGCAAGCUGGAGAUCGGAAUGAAUUCAGAAGGGCUUUUGCUGGGGCAACAGUUCAUGAUUUCUUUAACUGGCUCUCGGUGUUCGUGCUCCUGCCCAUUGAAGUUGCCUCAGGUUACCUGUAUCGCCUUACGAGUGUCAUUGUUGAGUCCUUUCAUCUGGAAAGUGGAGAAAGUGCCCCGGAGCUGCUGAAAGUCAUCACCGAUCCUCUCACGAAACUGAUCAUCCAGCUUGAUAAAGCAGUGAUCAGUGCAAUCGCUACAGGCGAUGAAUCGGCAAGCAACAGAAGCCUCGUGAAAACUUGGUGCGAUCCCCAAACUAGCCCGAUUGCAGAGAACACUGCCGCCCCUUUGCCUGAGAACUGCACAUCUCCGGAUCUUUGCUGGAUUGACGGAAACUCAACCUGGACUCUCAAAAAUUCUUCCAACGCAGAGUAUAGUACAAAAUGUAAUCACAUUUUCGCAGGAACAACCCUUCACGAUUCUGCUGUGGGCGUCAUCCUGCUCGCGUUAUCCUUGCUUGUACUGUGCACUUGUUUGGUGCUGAUCGUUAAGUUGCUGAAUUCCGUGCUCCGAGGACAAGUGGCAAGUGUCAUCAAGAAGACGCUCAACACGGAUUUCCCAUUUCCAUUUUCUUGGCUCACGGGAUACCUGGCUAUGUUAGUGGGAGCGGGCAUGACCUUUAUCGUUCAGAGCAGUUCCGUCUUCACCUCGGCAAUUACUCCACUCGUUGGGAUUGGUGUUAUCAGCAUUGAGCGUGCCUACCCCCUCACGCUGGGAUCCAACCUCGGCACCACCACGACAGCGAUUCUGGCUGCUUUGGCCAGUCCAGGAAGCACAUUAAAGUAUUCCUUACAGAUUGCUCUCUGCCACUUCUUCUUCAACAUCUCGGGGAUUGUCCUUUGGUACCCGAUCCCUUUCAUGCGCCUCCCCAUCUGCUUGGCCAAAGGCCUGGGGGACGUAACAGCCAAGUACAGAUGGUUUGCCAUUUUUUACCUUCUCCUCUGCUUCCUCCUCAUCCCAUUACUUGUCUUCGGCCUCUCAAUGGCCGGCUGGCCCUACCUGGUGGGCGUCUGCGUCCCACUCUUGGCUCUUUUGGUCGUGGUCGUCAUUAUCAACGUUUUGCAAGCCAAACAGCCACGCUUGCUGCCUCAGGUGCUCCGGAGCUGGGACUUCCUCCCCGAAUGGAUGCACUCCUUGAGGCCUUGGGAUAACGUCCUCACUUCCGUGGCGUCUGCUUUCAGGAGGCACUGCUGCCGCUGCACGCGUUGUCAAGGCCAGGACGCCGACCCAGCGACGGAAGAAAAGCCGGCCAAAGCCCUGGAAGGACACGACAACCCAGUUUCGUUAGCCGAUGAAGAGAACAACCUUUCGGCAGAUAAAACUAAGCAGAUGGACUUUAGUAUCACAGCUUUGUAGCAGGAGGUUGCAUCUUAAGGGCUGAGAA